UCCUGUUUACAUUAAAAACGUUAGAAAAUAUACAGAUAUAAGAAAUGAAAAAGAAUCAGUAGAACAAUCUCGCAAGAGUUUUGGCUUUAUUAUGAAAAAGAAAGUGCUUACCCAAAAAACCUUCACAAGAAUUAGUACCCAGUGGGUCCCAGAAGAGGAUGAAGAAUUGGAAGACCUAAUCGAUAUAUAUCUGGAAGUCUUGAAAAUUUCAUACCAUAAUGGCGAAAAGAAACUUGUUGAAAUUAAUGUCGAAAAGGACGAAUAUAAUAAAUUUGAAUAUUGUUGCACUUUUCGAGAUAACAGAGCGUUUAAAUGGUGUGCGAAACAAGCAGUAGGUGGUACCACUGCUUGUUUCGAAUUGGCACCUGCUAGGUUGAAUAAACAAGACAAAUCGAAAGACAGUGUUGACGAUGUGUCUAAUCUAAUCGAUAGUUAUGUCAAUGAAGAAUCCUUGGGCGAAAAAGAUGAAUCGAUGUUGUACAGAAUGAACCUCUCUGGCACUCAAUAG
Molecule: messenger RNA, 508 nt
Organism: Dentiscutata erythropus
Lineage: Eukaryota; Fungi; Glomeromycota; Glomeromycetes; Diversisporales; Gigasporaceae
Source: the annotation of a GenBank genome assembly